Messenger RNA from Aspergillus affinis, 5760 nucleotides. RefSeq names its product vacuolar protein sorting/targeting protein 10. Gene Ontology annotation, biological process: Golgi to endosome transport; Golgi to vacuole transport; protein targeting to vacuole. The coding region runs from base 1 to 5760 and encodes 1919 amino acids. Gene Ontology annotation, cellular component: Golgi apparatus; membrane. The transcript has 4 exons. Gene Ontology annotation, molecular function: protein binding. Lineage: Eukaryota; Fungi; Ascomycota; Eurotiomycetes; Eurotiales; Aspergillaceae. The record is from RefSeq and is a predicted model, not a curated record.
AUGGGGGUUUCCGCUCCAAGUGAGCGAGUUAUGCUUAAGUCCUUGCCCCCAGCAGCACGUCGCAAAGUGAGUGUACCCGCCAAGUUUGGCUUCCCUUCUCAGGGUGGUUGCUGCCAUGGCUUGGAUCACCAGUCAAACCUCGCCAAGUUGCGUUACAGGGAAUUCCAGUUUCUUUGGGACUGGUCCUACUUGCCAGCCAGCGAUAAGUCCAUCCAUAAGAAGGAACCUUUGAAAAGAGUAUUCUACCCGGGUACCUCACGGAACCUCCAUCACGCGUCGAUGCCCCAAGUGGCCUUUCUCGCGGCUUGUCCAGACUGGCAAUGUUUUAACUCACUUCCCCCUAAGAUCCAACAAAGCUGCUUCUCGGAUGAAGAGCGGAAUCGGCUUCGCCAGAUCUGUUACGCGGACGAGGUCUUUGACGCCGCCGACGAAGCACUUUUCCGAUUGGGAAAGAGGCGGCGAAUGUCGGAGUCGGUUGAAACAUCCUCGCUUUCACAAUCAUCUACCCUUUGUUUCGGUACGUCCGAUGUUGAUAUUUAUGACGAUAUGGACGACAUGGACCGCACUCGCUCAGGUUGUACUGGGAGGCUUGAUGAGGAUGAACAACUUGAUUUGGCGAUAGACGAAUACCACGCUCACGUUCUGGAAUCGCCAUCGAGAAUUUCUACUAGAAGAAGCUUGUCGUUCAGCCGAAUUCUACCAGUUUAUCCAUCCAAAUCAGGAUUCAGGCCAUUGUCGACCGUGCACAGCUCUCCCAAUCCCAGCCAGUCCUCUGCAGCGUCCGAGGCCGAUAUGACGACUCCAACCCUUGAUUCCGGGUCCUAUUUCUCCCAAAGUCAAUUCCAUCAUACCUCUCGUUCUUCUACCUCGAGCAUUGACCCGUCUGCGCAAUAUUACCAGGACCCAGAGGCUCGUCUCAAGUUGCGGGUCUACCUGGCAUCCCCGCAAAAGUUCGACGAAGCUGUUGAGUUUGGGUUUCCAACAUUGAAAAGAGAGGGGAGAGGGUUCACGCCACCAAAAAUACAAAAUCCAGACGAUGGGACAUUCUUCGAAGAGGGCACGGCAUUCUCGAGUGUGGAGUCCAGGAAAGGACAAAACAGUCCUCGAGCAUCUGGGAGUACACGGUAUUCUCAAAGCCUACGAAAGUUUUCGUCCUUGAAUAAUAACCGACGACAAUGGCUGCCAAGCUCAGAUACCAAUGAUCGGAGAAGCCCUGGUAAUCGUGAGAUGACAUUAAAAAUGACACUGACGCGACCUGAUCUGCGUACGGAUUCACCUACUCCGGAAUCAACUGAAAUAUCGCCCUACAGUUUUGAACCUCCGAUAUGGGAAUCUGUCCUAACGCAACCUGCCGCUACGAAAAAAUCAAACAAACCCAAGAUCACCGCGACCGAGCUUGACCAUCAGCCUGCGUCCUUGUUCUAUUUCGAAGAUACCGAGACGGCUCUAUUGAACACGCUAGAUGGCAAUUUGCUCCAGACUGUCGAUGGUGGCGAGAAAUGGGAAAUAGUAAAGGGGGACAAUGGCGAAAUGGAACACAACGUUGUUCUCAUUCGACAACACCCAUUCGAUAAGAAUAAGGCCUACGCGAUAAGUGCAAGUAAACGCCAUUGGAUCACAACCGAUCAGGCCGAAAGUUGGACCUCAUUUGAAGCCGAAGGGAUCGCCGCCGUGAACCAUUAUCCUCUUGUAUUCCAUGGCCGAGACUCAAACAAAGUCAUAUUCCAAACUGAAGAGUGCGCUGGACGAUACUGCAUAGUGAAGUCCUAUUAUACCACGGAUGAUUUCGCCUCAGUUAAGCCUCUGCGGGAAAGUAUCGGCGGGUGUGCCUGGGCGAUAGGGCAUCCCCAGUUCGCCGAAAACUUGGAUAUAGCACAGGAAAUCUGGAAUCGAUUGCUUUGUGUCGUGCCAGGGUUGAAAGUGCCCUUCUCACACGCCAACAGACUUAUAUAUUCGGACGAUUACUUCAGCAGCGAUAUCGAAGGCACGGAGGUUAAACUGCAGGAAGGACGACCUGUCUCGGGCGUCAUCAGCACCGCAGCCGUGAAAAAAUUCAUUGUCGCGGCCGUCAAAUCCAAGGGAACCGAGGAACUCGCCUUGUACACAACUAUUGAUAGUAAAAUUUGGCAUCGUGCAGAGUUCGACGGUCAUCGCAUCGAAGAAGAUGCCUACACGAUGUUAGAAAGUACUAAUUAUAGCCUUCAGGUGGAUGUUCUGACCAACCCCAUGCAGGGUAUGGGCGUACUGUUUACCUCCAAUUCGGAAGGUACCUAUUUUACCCGCAAUAUCGAGCAUACGAACCGUGACUCGGGGGGUACGGUUGACUUUGAGAAAAUCGCCAACAUCCAAGGUAUUGUGCUGGUGAACGUCGUGAAGAACCCGGAAGAGGUCGAAUCUGUCUCCGACAAGAAACUUGCUAGUAAAAUCAGUUUCGAUGACGGAAGGACGUUUGGACCUCUGAAAGUUGGAGACAAGGAUUUGCAUCUCCAUUCUGUGACCGCUUAUGCGAACAUUGGCCGUGUUUUCUCCAGCCCAGCCCCUGGCCUGGUUAUGGGCAUCGGCAAUACUGGCUCUCACCUCGGCGAGUAUACCAAAGGUGACCUUUACGUUUCGGAUGAUGCUGGUGUGACGUGGCGCUUUGCACUAGAAGGCCCACAUAAGUACGAAUUCGGAGAUCAGGGUGCUGUUGUAAUGGCCGUUGGUGAAGAUAAAUCAGCCAAGAAGAUCCGAUUCUCGAUCGACCAUGGGAAGGAGUGGGAGUCGGUCGAACUCGAACAUGAAAUCUACCCUGAAAUGGUCACGACAACCCCGGAUUCGACGAGCCUCAAGUUCAUUCUUGUCGGCACCUCAAAUGAGAAGGAGCAAAAGAAGGGGAAGCAUGUCAUCUAUUCAAUUGAUUUCAGCGGAUUGCAUGAAAGAAAAUGCGAAGAAGAUGAUCUUGAAGAGUGGACGGCUAGAUUGGAUGAGAACGGGGAGCCCGAUUGUCUCAUGGGUCAGAAGCAGUUUUUCAGGCGCCGAAAGGCCAAUGCAGACUGCUUUGUGGAUGAAAAGUUCAAAGACCCCAAGCCUAUAUUCAAGCCAUGCAAGUGCACCGCCAGUGACUUCGAAUGUGAGAUUAAGCCGAGCAAGGAUGGCCAGGGCUGUUUCCUUCCCAAGUCAUCAAAGGUUCCAGAAGGCAAAUGUCAAGAGCCAGGCGAUACGUAUCUAGGGCCAUCAGGCUGGAGACUUAUCCCUGGCAAUUCUUGUGUUCGAGAUGGCGGCGAGACCUUGGACAAGGAUAUUGAACGGCCUUGUAAUGAAACGCACAGCGCUCCGACCGGCGGCAUCUUGGCAACCAAGAAGGAGUUUGAUACAGGAAAGUUUGCAUAUUAUUAUAUGGAACGUCAGUCAAGCAGUUCUGGAGACGAUGAAACCGUCCUCGUACUUACCAGUGAUAACGAACUUUACGUCUCACAUGACCAUGGCAAGAACUGGAAGCGAGCCCUGGAGGGAAAGAAGAUCACGAGAGUCAUUCUUCAUCCUUACAAUAGCGAUGCGGCCUUCUUUCUCAGCGAGGGUGCGGAUGGCUUUUGGACUGUAGAUCGCGGGCACUCCUUCAAGCCUUUCAAAGCGGCGGCUCCGCCGACUCAAGAGCGCUUCAUCUCCCCACUUUCAUUUCAUCCUCGAUACAAAGAUUGGUUGAUUUGGACUGGUGCAAGGGAUUGCGGCUCUGGUGAUUGCCAUUCCGAUGCUUGGUUCAGCGAAAAUCGGGGCGGUGAAUGGAAACUUCUUCUCCGUUAUGUUCAGAAGUGCGAAUUUGAAUACAGAGAAGGCCGUCCGGAAAGCGAGAGUCUCAUCUUUUGUGAACAGUACGAAAAUGAGAACAAGAAGAACCGACUUCAGCUCUUGUCUACCACCAACCAAUUUUCUGAGGAAAACAUCCAUAUCGAGGAUGUCAUCAAUUACGCCAGCAUGUCUGAAUUUAUCGUGGUAGCAUCGCGGAACUCGGAGAACGCAGAGUCUCUAGUGGCAAGCGUUAGUGUUGACGGGAAAACCUUUGCGGAAGCACAAUUCCCUCCUAAUGUCAAAGUGCCGGUUCAGACUGCCUAUACUGUUCUCGAGAGCUCUACGCACGCCGUCUUUCUGCACGUCACGGCCAGCAAUAUGGAAGGGGCAGAGUACGGGCCCAUCAUCAAGAGCAAUAGCAAUGGCACAUUCUAUGUACUGAGCUUAAGUGCCGUGAAUCGGAACCACGAAGGUUUCGUGGACUUCGAAAAGAUGCAAGGCUUGGAAGGGGUCGCAGUCGUAAACGUGGUUAGCAACGUCGAUGCGGUAUCCAAGAAUGCCGAAAAGAAGAAGCUCAAGACGAUGAUAACCCAUAAUGAUGGAGCACAAUGGAUGCUGCUUCCUCCUCCGUCCAAAGAUGCAGACGGCAAGAACUUUGGCUGUACUGUUUCAACUGGGAAAGGCACCAAUGACUGUUCACUCCACCUUCAUGGUUAUACUGAGCGAAGGGAUGAACGUGACACAUUUUCUUCCGGUUCUGCAAUAGGCCUUAUGAUGGGAGUAGGUAAUGUGGGUGAUCAUUUGACUGGCGGUGACGAAGUCGAUACUUUCAUGACAAAUGAUGGGGGGAUUUCCUGGAGGUCCGUGAAGAAAGGCAGAUAUAUGUGGGAAUAUGGUGACUCUGGCUCGGUGAUUGCAAUUGUCCCGGAGUCCAGACCAACCAAGUCUCUUUUCUACAGCGUCGAUGAAGGUGAUAACUGGCAGGAAUUCGUUUUUGCGGACGUGGACGUGCAGAUUGACGAUAUAUCAACUGUACCUUCGGACACGUCAAAAAAUUUCCUUCUUUGGGGCAGAACCUUGCAAGACAAGUCACAUAGCAAGCUGCUCACGAUGAACAUCGAUUUCAGUGCCUUGCGCUCCAGAGCAUGCAAAUUGGACGAGAAUCAGGAUGAGAGCGAAGAUUACUCUAUCUGGGAACCCAAGCACCCUUUCCAGGAGAAAAAUUGCAUAUUCGGCCACGUUGAGCAAUACCAUCGCAAGAAGCCGUCGGCUCAAUGCUGGAAUAACUGGCGCGAACCUCACGUUCACCGGAUCGGCAUGAAUUGUACGUGCACUAGAGAAUCUGAUUACGAAUGUGACUAUAAUUAUGAACCCCAGACCGAUGGCACUUGUGCCCUUGUCCCUGGGCUUCCAAAACCGGACGCGAUGGCUGUCUGUAAGAAUGACCCUGAUAUGAUUGAAUUCUGGGAGCCUACUGGUUAUCGGCGUAUUCCCCAAACGACAUGUGAGGGUGGCAGGAAUCUAGACCAUGUCGUUUCGAAACCCUGUCCCAACAAGGAGGAAGAGUAUGAGAAGAAGCAUGGUAUCAGCGGGGUUGGACUAUUCUUUGCGAUAGUUACCCCCAUCGCAGUCGCGGGUGCAGUCGGAUAUUACGCGUAUACCAGGUGGGAUGGCAAGUUCGGUCAGAUUCGCCUUGGGGAAACUGCCGGCACCGCUCAAAGUCUAGUAUCACGAGACUCUCUCCUCGUCACCGUACCAAUCGCAAUUAUUGCAGGGGUGGUUGCUGUCGCAAGAGCUCUUCCGCUGCUUGCCGUGAGCUUGUGGCGGAGUGUGAGUGGACGCAUAGGACCUGGCAGAUCCAGAGGCUAUUCCAGGCCAUAUGCAUCCCGUGGUUCGUUCGCAGCUCGUCGAGGCGACUACACCAGUGUCGUCGAUGACGAAGAUGAGCUUCUUGGCGUUGAAGACGCCGAUGAGGAUGAUGAGUCAGUGCAUUGA